AUGGCAGAUCAACCACCACGGGUACCCCGGCAGACGGACAAACGGAAAUCGUCCUUGACUAACAAGAAGCAAUGGAAGUUCCCAACUUUUCGGGAGGAACAGCGCCAUCUAUCUGGGGUGGAGGAACUGGACAGCUUCCGGAGAGGUUAUUCUCCAAGCAAAGACCUAUUCCCACGUGGACUUGUUGGGGCCUUUCUACCACCAAUUUCUCCCACUUUGUCCAUCUCCCCCAGACCUAGCCAAAGCAGGGGACACAGAUCAUUUCCCCAAGGCUUAGAAACGUUUCCUGCAAUUUCACCAGCCCAGCAAUCAGGAACAAGGUCUCCGGAUGAGGCAGUGGCCCACCAGAUCCAGCAGGUAAUGGCUCCCUUGACAUGGGAAGGUGAUGAUUCUGAUGAUGAUUUAGACUAUUUCUUCAUAAAGUCGCUGGGCUUGCCAAAAUCUUCUGUAAAGCUGAAUGCCAACAAACGAUACUGGGAGCAAGAAGUCGAGAAUCCCAAUAAAUUUGGGAAACAAUGUCCUAGAAAUUUGGAUGUGGAUCCUUCAACCACCACAGGGUCACAUCACCAUGACUGCUUCAAUAAAGAUGAGUCAAGAAGUGAAGAUAUGCUUGACCCCCUUUAUAAUAAUGAGUUUUGGGAAUGGGAUGAUGAAUUUAAAAGCUUAAAUAUCACGGAUGACAUGGAAUGCACAUUUGAUAUCGACUGUGAGUGCCUGUCAGGUUAUAAAGAGUCAUGCAAGAAAAUAGAUCUUCCUUUUGAAUUCAGAUACCUCAACAGUCAGAAAAAAGCAAAGAAGGACACCAGACACAAGGUACAGACAUCAAAGAUUAAGCAAAAGCUCCCCAAACCACAUGAUGCUCAUGAAAGCCAUAGGGAGAGGAAUGAGGAUGGCUCAUCACAAAUGAAAACACAGCAGGAAAAAAAUCGUGGAAAUCAAAAGCAUCUCCCAGACCACAAGGCCUCCCUUCAAAUCCAAGGUAGAAGUGUUUCGAAGCCAGAUAUUCUUGAAAAUCUUUAUGGAGCAGUUGCCUUUAAGGAUUUCAUCAUCAGUAAGGGCUACAGUAUGCCAGGAGUCCUGGAGAAGUUAUUCACCAGGAAAGGAUGGGAUUAUGCUUCUAUUACUACUCCUACUCUGAGAGAGGUAAAAGCUCAAGAAUUGAUCAUGCAACAACUGCGGGAUGCUGAGAAGGAGGCGGAAAAGGAGUUGCAGAAUUGUGACUUAGAUGGUGCCUAUCGUCACUUAUGGACUAGGUCCAGGUCUAAUUUGUAA
This is a messenger RNA of Jaculus jaculus (lesser Egyptian jerboa), 1272 nucleotides long. RefSeq names its product putative protein FAM47D. The transcript has a single exon. The coding region runs from base 1 to 1272 and encodes 423 amino acids. The record is from RefSeq and is a predicted model, not a curated record. NCBI's taxonomy places the organism in Eukaryota, Metazoa, Chordata, Mammalia, Rodentia, Dipodidae.